Molecule: messenger RNA, 1985 nt
Organism: Plodia interpunctella (Indianmeal moth)
Lineage: Eukaryota; Metazoa; Arthropoda; Insecta; Lepidoptera; Pyralidae
Exons: 2
Coding region: 89-1789 (566 amino acids)
Source: RefSeq, a predicted model, not a curated record
UGGACUUUAAGUUAUAAGUAUAGGUGCUGGUGGGCGAUGACUCUUGGUUACACAGUGGCUAUUGUGGCGGUUAGGCGACAGUGCCAACAUGAAACUAGCAGUAAUCGCGGUGGUGUUGUGCGUUUGCUUGUCAGCGUCAGCAGACGUUGCACACCUCAAAGCAGCCAAGUCUCGACUAGCAGCCAAGUUGAUAGGACACGCCAGACAUCACAAGAGAGGCAUUUUGUCACCCGUGCCGACCUUCAAACUAGGACAUGAUAUCCCACUAGUUACACAUUCAGUUGUGAAGCCGUUCGUGGUGACAUACCCCCCGACUGCCUCUGUGACCGCAGUGAAAGUGCCACUCGUACAUCCCUUCGCUCAUCGAUAUCCAGUUCCAGUAGGUCAUAAAGUGCCAGUACCCCAUCCACAUUAUGGGUUGAAAUUCCCACAUACAAAACAAGUACUUGUACAAAAACCUGAUCACCACUUCCAUCAUCACCAUCACCAUCUGGAGCCUAAGCCUUUGAUCCCAGUUGUGCCCGCAGAUCCCCUUCCCCCUACCCCACUAGUACCUGUCGCACAACCAACUGGUACUGUUGUACAUCCAAUCCCUGCCCCACCACCAGUUGUCGUGCGUCCUGAAUCAGUAUUACCUGCACAUCAUAUACCCGUUGGACCACCUCCUCUUCAAUUGUUACCCCAAGGCCAGGUGCAUGUUAAACCUAUUCUCCCCGCUGCUACUGUGGCACUUCAACCAGCUACAAUUCCCCUUCCUCCGACUCCUGUUGUACCAGCUCCAGCUCCGAUAGUUCCAUUGGCUCCUCAAUAUCCUUAUGUGAUUCGUCCAGGCGGUGCUGUUCAAACUUCUUAUUUUGCCACCUAUCCCAGAUACCCGCUGUUGAACUACAAUAGUUUAUUCCCACUAUCGGCUCCAGUGGCACCGGCUCCUGUUGGACCGUUGCUGUAUGACCAGCCAACGGCACCACAUUUGCACUUUGUCCCACAAGCGGCACCAGGGGCGGGUGUUCAUGACCAACCAGCUCCAACCGUUCAUUUGGAACCGACUCCCACUUUGGUGCACCCUACACAACCUGUACCCCAACCCACUCUCCACCUUCACCCUACUCAGCCAGCCGUUCACCUGCAUCCCGCCCAGCCGGCAAUUCAUCUUCAACCUACACAACCGGCUCCGAUUCCAUUUGACCACAACGGUUGGUCUCCAGUUCCAGCUCAGCCCCACGAUAUUGGAUCAACGCAACAUACAGAAGCCCACUUCCCCCAAGCGCAAGAUUCCCACCACUUCACUCAGCAGCAAGGCACUCAGGUAUUCGAGCAACAUACGGGCGAUGACCAACAAUAUCAUGAUCUGCAUAAUCUGCAACAUCACAUACAGCAGCAGAUAGAUCAAGCUCAAUAUGAACAGCAUCUUAAUAAUCAGCACCAGCUAAGUCAAGAGUACGGAGCACAACACCAUCUCAGUCACGAAUACGGGCAGCCGAAUCAGGACUUUUCGCAUGAUUAUUCUCAACAUGGGCAGGAUUACUCCCAACAUGGACAGGAUUUCUCUCAGCAAGAUUUCUCACAGGCUCACGAAUACGCACAACACGCCCAAGAUUACGCUCAUCAUGAACAGCAAUAUAACCUGCAGCAACCUGGACAAGAGUAUGGAGUGCCACAUGCUGAAGGAAGGAGUGAGGAUACUGCUUCGCCAGGAGCUCCAGAAGGGGAAGGAGAUCAACGCUAUCAGACACAAUUCCCCUCAGGUCUACAGCUGCCAUUGGAAAGGCCACUCGAUCACUUUCGGUAACCAGUCGAACUGCCUAUCGUACUCAUCUCGUCAAAUAUUGUGAUAUGACGAAUGUUGUGAAUUGUAAAGUAGUUAUGUAAGCAUUUCUUAGUCUAGCUCAAUUGUAAAUAACGUACCUAUGAUAAUUUAAGUAUUUAUUGAUUAAUAAAUAAUAUUAAUUGUUUUGUAGUUAGAUGAUUUUGUACGUUACCUUACA